UGGAGAAGACAGUCGAGCAUCAUUCACUUGUAGUAACAAGUUAUAAUAGGUCUACCUUUUUCUUCUUCCAAAACCAGUAAAAUCUGGACACACUACUGAAGAAUCAUUGACAACCAGAAAGUUGGUCAGACGUCAAACAAGUAAAGGAAACAACAAUUAGCCUACCACCAAAAGAUGGGUUUAUGGAAUCUAUUGUGUCGACUUUGGGGUGUAAUAAAUAGGAUUUAUGCACCCCUAGCACUAACCAACUAUCACAAUCUGCUAAAUGAUGAAGAGAAUAAUUUGGAGCAAGAAGUUGCAAAUGAAAAUGAAUUAGAUAAUCAAGUAAUGAAUCAACUACAAGAAUAUAAUGAACUACAAAAAGAGUAUAAUGUACUACAGAAAGAGUAUACGGAACUACAGGAACAUUUAAAUGCAAUGGAGAUGAAAUACCAGACAGAAAUGCCUGACAAUAAUCACAUCUCAGUUCCACAAAACACAGAUUUUAUGAAGAAAUUAUUUCAUGAUGUGGUUAAUCUGUUUGGUAAACAAGAAUUUAGUGAUUUAACGAUAUUAUUACAAGGUGGACAUCGACUUUCUGGUCAUAGAUUAAUUUUAUCAGCUCGAAGUGAUGAUUGGGGUGACAUUAAUCUCAAACUGGAUGAUGAACUUAACUUUUCAGAUACAAAUUAUGAGGUAGCAAUGGCUCUAUUUAAAUGGGUUUAUACGGAUGUUGUGGAUUUAGAAAGUAUGAAGGACCUAUUUCUAUUAGAUCUUUUAAAAGCCUCUAAAAGAUAUCAUUUACAACCACUGUAUAAAAAGUGCCAAGAUGCUUUGAUAAAACUGGUUAAUAAAGGUGACAGUAGAAAUAUUUACCAGACACAAGCAGAAACAUCACAGGAAACUUUAGAAGAUGAUUGUUCAGAUUUUAUCAAAGCUAUCCAGGCCAAAAUCAUAAAUAAUUCUCCGAUAGACAAGAGACGUGGGGUAAAAACUAGUAACAAAGAAAAUAAUGGCGAUUAUAUUCAAAAUGAGGAAGAACAUCUUCACAACUGUUCUAUGUGCGAUGUGGAUUUUAGUCGAUCCCAGGACUUAAUGGAACAUUUGAAGAUACAUUCAGACGAUUCCAGUCGAUCUUUUAUCUGUGGAAUAUGCGGCAAAUCAUUCACGUCUGCUAAACAGAUACAGAAGCACGUGAUGAUUCAUGCAGAAGGCAAACCGUUUGUUUGUUCGGUUUGUGGGAAACAGUACAAAUGUAAAUCGGGCCUUAAGAAACACGGCCUUGUCCAUAGCGGAACGCGACCUUAUCUCUGUGACGUCUGUGGAAAGGCUUUUACUCACAGUGGACACAGGACCACGCACAUGGCGAUUCACUCCAGCAACAAACCCUUUAAAUGUACGCACUGUGGAAAAUGUUUCCGUCUUCAACCGCAGAUGGUAAUUCAUCAACGUAUCCAUACCGGGGAUAAGCCAUUUCAGUGUGAAAUAUGCGGAAAGACUUUCGCGUCGAGUGGUCAUCGUAAAGUUCAUCUCAGAACCCAUACAGGCGAAAAACCCUUUAAAUGCGACCAGUGCGAUCGCGCUUUUCACAUCCGGUCGCAUCUGACGGAUCAUUUACGCAAACACUCCGGGGAGAAAAAUUUUAAAUGUGAAGUAUGUGGCAUGGCUUUCGCCAUUAAAAGUUUUCUCACGGGACACAAGAAGAUCCACAACAAGGACAAACCACAUUCUUGCGGCUCGUGUGGCAAGACUUUUCACCGGAAACAACAUUUAAUCCGUCAUACGAGGAUUCACACCGGUGAAAAACCUUAUAUCUGUGAUUUCUGUGAUCAGUCCUUCGGUGAUAAGAGUACGCAUCAAUCACAUGUACGACGAUUACACAGUCGAGAUAAUCCAAUUGUUUGCACUGUUUGUGGUGGGCUGUUUGCCGAUAUAAACAGUCUAGAUCGGCAUAAUACGGCAGAACAUGUCAUACUAUACUGAGUUCAUAGUAUGGUAAAAUCAGAUAUUCUCAAGACAGCCAAUUGGUCAAACCAGGAGUGUUUCCAGAAGUGUUAUAAUAGAGAAGAUGUGAUGUCCAAUUACUCUAGUAGUAGUUUUGUGUUAAAGAUACAUUAUGUAUGGGAGAUUAGAUAACGAGUUGGCAGUUCUCACUAUAAUAGUUAAAAACUAAAUAAUGUAAAGGCAAUUUGCUGAAUAUUUCAGUCAAAUUGAUCCACUAUGAACCGAGAUUUUAGCGAUUGAAUUUUCGGCCUAGCCUCGAUCAUCAUUACUGAAGUCGGUAGGAUAAAAA
Patella vulgata (common limpet) is the source of this 2272-nucleotide messenger RNA. Its product is annotated as gastrula zinc finger protein XlCGF57.1. Bases 175 to 1962 code for a protein of 595 amino acids. The record is from RefSeq and is a predicted model, not a curated record. Lineage: Eukaryota; Metazoa; Mollusca; Gastropoda; Patellidae. The transcript is spliced from 7 exons. Gene Ontology annotation, molecular function: protein binding; RNA polymerase II cis-regulatory region sequence-specific DNA binding; DNA-binding transcription factor activity. Gene Ontology annotation, biological process: regulation of transcription by RNA polymerase II.